This is a messenger RNA of Dinoponera quadriceps, 227 nucleotides long. RefSeq names its product putative glycerol kinase 5. The record is from RefSeq and is a predicted model, not a curated record. The transcript is spliced from 2 exons. Bases 6 to 221 code for a protein of 71 amino acids. NCBI's taxonomy places the organism in Eukaryota, Metazoa, Arthropoda, Insecta, Hymenoptera, Formicidae.
UGCGUAUGGGCUCACGUAUCUUGUACAUGCUCACGAGGAACAAACGCUUCCUGGCCGGUAGCGUAUUGAAGUUCAUGAAUAUUCAGGUCACCAUGAAGUUAAAGUGGGUCCUCGAGAACAUACCGGGCCUCCAGGAAGCCGCUGAUAAUGGCGAGGUGGCAUUCGGAAGUAUAGACUCUUGGGUCUUGUUCAAAUUAACAGGUAAAAAACGAAAUAUAUAAAGAUCC